Messenger RNA from Rhizopus microsporus ATCC 52813, 1049 nucleotides. RefSeq lists its product as uncharacterized. Bases 430 to 1032 code for a protein of 200 amino acids. Lineage: Eukaryota; Fungi; Mucoromycota; Mucoromycetes; Mucorales; Rhizopodaceae. The transcript has 5 exons. The record is from RefSeq and is a predicted model, not a curated record.
UCUUGGAUUCUGCUGUAAUAGCGCUAAUAAUAUGAAUGAGAAAUUCCAGUCUAUAAUGGGAGGGGUUUUUCCUAGUACUAUUGUCAAUUCGGAUGGGUUCUCUCUACGACUUCUUCAACGAAAGAAGAACGCGUGAUGCAGGAACUGUCACAUUUUCCUAUAUAGAAUAAAUAUCAAAUAAAAUUGGUAAAUUUAAAUCUCUUUCUUCGACAACGUGUUCAAGAAUUUCAUUCUCGAAAAGUAACUAUCAGUUCUCAACAAAAGAAAGCUUGAAGAAGGAAACGUAGAUAAUCCGUUUAAAGAUAUGAUAUGCGAGGAUUGUCAAGAGAAAGGACACGCGAAUAAAAAGUAUUACAAAUGUAAAUUUUAUAAAGAAGCUUCAGUUGAUGAUGGUAUUUCGCUUGCGUCUUUCAUAUUGAAAUAUUUACUAUGCUAAUGAUAUUUCUAUUGUUAGUUGGAACAUUUAGUGGAACAAAAAGAAAGCAAAGCUCCAGCCUCAAGCAAGCUAAACAGCAAGCCAAGCGACAAAGAGAGGGCACAAACUCAACAGUAAUUUGCAAAAGUUGUCAACAAAGUAAGUGGUCACAGUAUAAUGAAGUGCUUGCAAGAAACCUUGGUUUUCCGUAUAUAGCUUUCACUAGAAAACUUUUGUUGGACUCUAUUGACAAAAGUGAUUACAAAGAGAUACUCAAAAACAAGAUUAUUGUCAGCUCAAGAGAUAUCCACAAUAUUCUACUGUUUGUUAAAUCCCAUGAUUCCAUACCUUACGCUAUUUACACACAACAAUAUUGGCACUCAGUGUGCCAACUGAUCAAUGGAAAGAAAAUAACGAAUAGCGCCAGUACACCGUCAAAUCUCAUAUCAUACUGGGAUGCUUUCAAAGACACAAAUCCAAAUGCUGUGGGGGCCAGCCAAUGUCUCACCGAAGCUUGCAAAGAGCUGGAGACGUGCUACAACAACCAUAUUGUUGAGAAUUUUGAACAACAAUUGUUGUAUUUUUUAAACACGAAUUGCAGAAUUUACUCAUGGUAAAUUGCCACAUCUUGUAU